Messenger RNA from Salvia miltiorrhiza (redroot sage), 966 nucleotides. RefSeq lists its product as uncharacterized. Gene Ontology annotation, biological process: proteolysis. Lineage: Eukaryota; Viridiplantae; Streptophyta; Magnoliopsida; Lamiales; Lamiaceae. The coding region runs from base 6 to 899 and encodes 297 amino acids. Gene Ontology annotation, molecular function: cysteine-type peptidase activity. The transcript has 5 exons. The record is from RefSeq and is a predicted model, not a curated record.
CCUAUAUGCAACGAGAUAUAUCCACUUCAAAACCACUACAAAAAAUUGAGAAGGAGUUGGGAUAUUAUGCCAUGUAUUUGGAAAGUGGGGAGAAGAAUGAAAUUUUAUUUUCAUUCUUUGAUAUACACGUAAGGCGUUUUGAGAUGUUGUCAAUGAGAAGAGGCAAUGUGGUGAACAUUUGUAUCGUAGAUGCGUGGACACUAGUUCUGAACUGGAAGGAGCAAUAUCGUUCAGAUAAUUCACCACUACGCUUCUUCGCUACAGCCAGCCUAUAUGUUGACAGUAUAGCUCCAAGUAAUUCAACUGAAGAAUCGCAAAGAGCUUCAUUCUUCAUGUCAUUAUAUGUUGAGUUGAACGAGUUUGGCAAAAAUCCAGUUGGGAAAAUUGAUAUGUUCUUCUUUCCAGUUGUUGAACAAAACCAGUACUUUGCUUUGUGUGUGGAUUUAAAGAGGGAACGAAUCUUCGUGCUGGAUAGUCUCGUAGAUAUAUCAGAUGAUAAUGAUCUGGGAAAGUAUGAGAGCAUUUGUAUUAAAGUUCGUACACUGUUGGCGUAUUAUCUCAACUACAAAGAGGAGACCAUCAAGGCAAAAACUGUGGCUAAUUCAAAAAUACAUAUUGUCAAGUUGAAGUGGGCGGACAAGCGAAAUACAUUGGACACAGCUAUUUAUCUUAUGCGACAUUUGGAAACCUUCAUGGGGGAUAUUUCAUCAAAUUGGAAGUGUGACAUGUACAACGCAGGUGCACGCCAAUUAUCUCGAAUGCGCGUGAGGUAUUGCUCGUCCAUAAUAUCAUGGAAUCAGAACGAUAAGAAACAAGAGAUUCAGGAUACUGCUGCAAAAGAAUAUCAUGAGAUUUGUCUUGAUCCAUCUGUUAACAUAAAUGCAUUAUUGGUCGGAUGACUUAGCUUCAUUUUUUUGGGAGUUUGAUUAUCUAGAUUUCUGGACAUAUUUUAAUUAUUAGUUUGCA